CCGUGGAUCCUGGAGGUCGCCCGUGCCGGUGUUUUCCCACGUGCGGCGUGCACCGGAGGGGGUCAUGUUGUAAGGAGAUGGGGGCUGUGGUGAUUCGUGCCAUCAAGAAUUUCAACCUAGAGAACCGCGCGCAACGGGAAAUCAGCAAGAUGAAGCCCUCUCCUGCUCCCAGGCACCCUUCCUCCGAGAUCCGCCUGCGAGAGCAGAUGAGCCACCAUCUAGAAAUUAAGGGAGAAAUUGCUAGAAAAGAUGACAAGCUGCUGACAUUAUUGAAAGAUGUGUAUGUUGAUUCCAGAGAUCCUGUGUCUACCUUGCAGGUAAAAGAUGCUGAAAUACCUCAAGAGCCAAAGGAAUUCAGAUUGCCAAAAGACCAUUGCUUUGAUGUGAUUAAUCUUAAGAACAUUCCCAAAGGCAAAAUUUCCAUUGUAGAGGCCUUAACACUUCUCAGUAAUCAUAAACUUUAUCCAGAAAGAUGGACUGCUGAGAAAAUAGCAGAAGAAUACCAGUUAGACCAGAAAGAUGUGAAUUCUCUUCUCAAAUAUUUUGUUACUUUUGAAGUCAUAGUGUUUUCUUCUGAAAAUGGGAAAGCAAUACAACCAAAAUCAUGAAGUUGCUUUUUCUAUAUGUAUUCCCUAUCCCCAUCUCCUGUUUAUUUCCUCAUUUUUAGCAUAUUAAAUUAUAUAAAUUACCAAGUAUUAAAUGCUCCCUACUUGUGAGAGCAUUCUGUUUAUUGUGCGCCACUGACUUCUCAGGAUUGCUCAUCAAAUUUAUUCUGUUUUCUUUUACAUUUUAAUUUGGUUUAGGAGUAGUUCAUAUGUGUAUGCCAGUAUGACUAAUCACACUUCUAUAAAUCUAUUACAAAAAAAAGAGUUAAUGUUAUUUUAGGCACAUUAUAAUAGCUUUUAAAUUGGUCAUAUGGCCUUUUGGGAAAUGUCCUGAAUCUCAUUUAACUUUCAAAGUCUCACCUUCCAAUUUAGGUGGUUAGUUCAUUCUUCCUAUGAGUCAGUGAAAAUAAGAGCUUUCCUGAUUCUUAAAACUGUGAACUUUUUUUUGUUAGGAUAAGGGAGACUGGACAGUGAAGUAGAAUAAUAGUGUUUCCCAAAUAAAGGCAGACAGAAACCUGGAUACAAAAUUAGUAGAGAAUUCAUUUUUAUUACUACUCCAGGGAAUAAGAAUUAGUGAGGAUUUCUUUUGUUUUGAAUUGGUUUUAAUUAUGUAAUAACUGUCUGUAAAAAAGUAAUUGUUGGUAUUUGUAAAAUGUUAGCAAUCUCUGCUUUGAAAAACAAAUAGAUAAAUCCAGAAGUUUUCAGAGAGGCAGGCAGCAGUGGGAACUAUUUGAAAAAAUAACUUUUCUCUGGAUUUAAUAUAGAAAUUCAAGAAAAAUUUAAAGAACAGUCAAAGAACCAUGUUAAAGUAAUUAUUGGUAUUUAUAAAACAUUAGCUUUCUCUGCUUUGAAAAGCAGAAAUAGAUAAGUCCAAAAGUUUUCAGAGAGACAGGCAGCAGUGGGAACUACUUGAAAAAAUAAUUUUUCUCUGAAUUUAUUAUAGAAAUACAACACAAUUUUAAAGAUCAGUAGAAUCAUGGAAAAUGAAAUUUAGCAAUCAAAUAUAUAUAUAUAUAUUCUGAUUUUAAUGCUAGUUAAGAGAGUAGUGAAAAAGUAGUAAGCAGAAGCAUAAAUUAUGACUAUUGGAAGGGAUCUGGGAAAUCGCUGCUCCAUCCAUUUAACAAACUUAGUAGCACAACAUAUACCAGUACUAGGAUCUUUAACUAGAUAGUUUAGCUCUGCCUAGUAAGUUACUACCUGUGGCAUCGUGGGUAGAUUGUUUAACCUCUUUAAGACUGAAUUUCUUCUGUAAGAUGAGUGUAAUGCUGCCUUACUUAAAUCUGAGGGUUACUGUGAAGAUAAAUAAAGGACUACAAAGGACCAAGCAAAAAAUGAGAUGGUUUGUUUUUUGGGGUUUUUGUUUGUUUUUUUGUUUUUGCAGUUGAGAACAGGUGCCUACAUGACCUAAGAUUCUGUAGUUUGUGAUACAGGACCAGAAUAUGGGUUUUCAGAAUCCCGGUGAUGUAUUUUUUCUGUUAUGCCGAAAGAAGUAUGUCUCAAAAGAGCAGAAGGUGCGAGUUAUGGGAGUAUUGGGGUGAUCAAUGUGCUUCUGAAGGAAGAUGAGCAUCACUACUCCCCAGUGAUUCCCCUGGAAAUGGUACAGAAGGUGCUGAAGAAUUCAGCUUGAUGACGGAAUGAGGCAUUUGUAGUAACGCUGAGAACAGAAAAAUGGACUGAGUUGGGAAAAUUUUAAGCUUGUUUUCAAAUGCAGUUUUAUUAUGUGAAUAA
Cynocephalus volans (Philippine flying lemur) is the source of this 2333-nucleotide messenger RNA. It is a transcript of the gene NDUFAF4, whose product is annotated as NADH:ubiquinone oxidoreductase complex assembly factor 4. Gene Ontology annotation, biological process: mitochondrial respiratory chain complex I assembly. The record is from RefSeq and is a predicted model, not a curated record. The transcript has 3 exons. Gene Ontology annotation, cellular component: mitochondrion. The coding region runs from base 78 to 608 and encodes 176 amino acids. Lineage: Eukaryota; Metazoa; Chordata; Mammalia; Dermoptera; Cynocephalidae.